AUGAGACUCCUUUUCAUUACAUCAUUUACUUUCUUCUUCUCCUUCCUAAUUCUCCUUCAUCAGGAUUUGAUUUCAUUUUUUGCUUCUUCGUCUUAUAUUUCUCUUGUCUUGCUUACUGUAUACCAAAUAAAUAUUGAAUUAAUAUUUAACUUAAAAAAAAUCUCAGAAUAUAAAAUAUUUUUUCGCAUAAUUCCAAAUAAAUCUGCUUUUGGCUCUCUCUCCUUCUCUCUACUAUCUUUUCCCCUCCCUUAUUUAUAUUUAUUAUUUUUCUCUUCUUUUCCUUCAUUUUCUUUUUCUAUUCUUCUCUUACCCUCUUUUUCAUGUUAUCAAAUCACUCCCUUUCUUUCUUUCUCCCUUCUCUCUCUCUCUCUGUCAUUUUCUCCCCCCUCUCUUAUUACCAAUCGUUUUAUAGUUAUAUUUUUCUAUUCUCUUUUCCUUUUAUCAACUCUUUUUCUACCUUCUGUUUCUCACUUGCUUUCUUUCUCUCUCUUUUUCUUUACUUCUCACUUGCUUUCUUUCUCUUUCUUUUUUUCUUUACUUCUCACUUGCUUUCUUUCUCUCUCUCUUUUUCUUUACUUCUCACUUGCUUUCUUUCUCUCUCUCUUUUUCUUUACUUCUCACUUGCUUUCUUUCUCUCUCUUUUUCUUUACUUCUCACUUGCUUUCUUUCUCUCUCUUUUUCUUUACUUCUCACUUGCUUUCUUUCUCUCUCUCUUUUUCUUUACUUCUCACUUGCUUUCUUUCUCUCUCUUUUUCUUUACUUCUCAUUUGCUUUCUUUCUCUCUCUCUUGCUUUUCCUAGAUUAAUUUUUUUUUUCUUUUGUCCUUCCUUUUUUUCCUUUUAUAACUUUCUUUCUAUCACUUUCUAUUUAACCUUCCUCUUUAUUUCCCACUUGUUUUUGCUCUCUCUCUCUUACUUUAUAGUUAUUUUCCCUGAUUUUUCUUUUCUCUUUCCUUUUAAAAAUUCUUUUAGUGAUUUUUCUCUUUCACCAAGUUUUCUUUAUUACCUUAUUGAUUUUUCCCUCUUAAAUCUUAAAUUCUUUCAAUUGUUCUCUUUCCCUUUCAUUAUACUUACACUUGACCCCUGCUGUUUUUUGAAACCUCAUUCUCUUUCUCUUUCAUUUUCCUUCCUGUUCUUUCUUUCUUUUUUUUUUUUUAUCUGUCUCUUCUCUAUUCACAUUUCUUUUUUUUUAUUUUCUUCAUUUUUCCCUUCUACACUUUUUUUUCUAUAUUUCUUUCAUUUUUUUUUAACUGCUCUACGUUUUUCAUAUCCUAGUCUUUUUUCACUCCCACUUGUCAUACAUUUUCACUUCCUUCUUUUUCCUUUCAUUUCUUUCUCUCGCUUUUUUCUAUAUUUUUCCCCUGUUCUCUUUAUCUUUCUUUCUUACUUCUGUUCCUGA
Messenger RNA from Acanthosepion pharaonis, 1398 nucleotides. The record is from the annotation of a GenBank genome assembly. NCBI's taxonomy places the organism in Eukaryota, Metazoa, Mollusca, Cephalopoda, Sepiida, Sepiidae.